Molecule: messenger RNA, 650 nt
Organism: Hydra vulgaris (swiftwater hydra)
Lineage: Eukaryota; Metazoa; Cnidaria; Hydrozoa; Anthoathecata; Hydridae
Gene: cldnl2
Product: Claudin-like 2
Cellular component (GO): plasma membrane
Source: RefSeq, a predicted model, not a curated record
UAUUUUGAAUAUGUUUUUUAAUCACUUACUUAUUAAUAAUAAAAGCUUAAGAAAUGAAUAUGAAAGUAUUUAACAAACUUAAAAACAACAUCAGUUUACAACUGUGCAUUUGCUUAAUGACACUCGUUAUUGACCUAAUAGUCACGGUAACUAAUUCUUGGGCGGUUCGAGAAUUUAACACUUUAAACAAUCCGGGUGACACUAAAGAACGAACCGUUGGAUUAUUUAUCGAAUGCACAAUUUUUGUAUCUAAUAAAAAAGAAUGCCAGUCUUACACAGACACAAGCGAUUGGUUACGUUGUUGCCGCGCUAUGUCAAUUAUAUCUUGUUUACUUCAAUUUUCUGCGGUAAUACUUACAUUGGCUAUAAUGUUAAAACCCACUAAACGCUUUGAUUUGCUGGCUGCUACAUGUUUUUGUUCUGGGGUAUGCAUGCUGAUUACAAUCAUAGUGUUUGCUGCAAUGAAUCAUCGCACAAAACACAAUUUCUACAAAUAUGGUUGGUCCUUCAUAGUAUCUGUUAUAGCAACUUUAUUUUCAGCAGUUUGUGGAAUUUAUGCAAUUUCAAUGAUGAGAGUGAGUGAAAGUCAACCAAAAAAAUAAAAUAAUGUAUUUUAUAUAUUUUUCAUAUAUUAUAUAUUUUCUAUUUAU